This is a messenger RNA of Sceloporus undulatus (fence lizard), 3352 nucleotides long. It is a transcript of the gene GOLPH3, whose product is annotated as golgi phosphoprotein 3. The coding region runs from base 794 to 1714 and encodes 306 amino acids. The record is from RefSeq and is a predicted model, not a curated record. Gene Ontology annotation, molecular function: phosphatidylinositol-4-phosphate binding. NCBI's taxonomy places the organism in Eukaryota, Metazoa, Chordata, Lepidosauria, Squamata, Phrynosomatidae. Gene Ontology annotation, biological process: Golgi to plasma membrane protein transport; Golgi vesicle budding; retrograde vesicle-mediated transport, Golgi to endoplasmic reticulum. Gene Ontology annotation, cellular component: trans-Golgi network; Golgi cisterna; cytosol. The transcript has 4 exons.
GUUUGAAUUCUGCAGUUCCCAGGAUUCCCUGCCACUGAUCCAGGGCAGGGAAAGCAGCCCCAAACUGGGUUAUCUCUGUAGUGUGGACCAACUGCCUGCUGGGCGUCCAGAAAGAGGCCCUUUUCCUCCUCCUCCUCCUCCUCUUCUGGGAAACAGUAGAGUCGGGGCAGGAAGCGGCCUUUUUAGGUGAUGGUUGUUGGUGUCAAACUGGAUUGCAGUAUUUGCUGAGAGUCAGUGUGGAUGGGCCUUAAAGAACGCCAUUCUUUGUCCUCAGGGAAGGGAAGCAGCUCCUGAGUCUCCUCAGCUGGGCUCCAUCGCAAGGCAGCGGGACAGACGGAAGCCAAAGGCAGGCCUCGCCCAGAGGGACCCCUUGGGAGCGCAGGAGGAUAUUGGCCCAUAGAGAACCAUCCAUAGGGAACCCUUGGGGGACCUGUGUAUGUAGGGAAACACAGGAGAAGGCUUCUCCAUAGAGCAUCACAGCAGACUAUUUGCCCCUAGUAAAGAUACACUCAGGAACCCUCCUCGCCCAGAAGGAAACAGGGCCCAGUCUCCCCUUGGGCUUCCCAGUCUCCCGGGUUUCCUGGCUGUGGCCAAGCGCGGCCCUUCGGCCUCCUCCUCCUCCUCCUCCUCCGUCGUGGCUGCUGCUGGCGUCAGCGAGGGCCGCCAUAUUGACGGAGAGGCGCCUCCUCCUCCUCCUUCUCCGCCUGGAUUACUCGGCGGAGGGGCUCCGGGCCGGGCCUCCUGAGGCGAGGCGGAAGGGCCGGGGGUCGGGAGGGUCUCGGCCUCCUCCGCCAUGACUUCUCUCACGCAGCGCAACUCGGGCCUGGUCCAGCGCCGCACCGAAGCCUCCCGCAGCGCCGACAAGGCCGGGAAUGGCGCCGGAGGAGGAGGCGGCGGAGGCGGAGGCGGCGGAGGGGGCAGCGGCGGAGGCGAGGAAGAGGGCCGCAGGGAGGCCCCCGGCGACGAGGAGAAGGGCGACUCCAAGGAGACGCGGCUCACCCUGAUGGAGGAGGUCCUGCUCCUGGGCCUCAAGGACCGAGAGGGUUACACAUCAUUUUGGAAUGAUUGCAUUUCUUCUGGACUUCGUGGAUGCAUGUUAAUUGAAUUGGCACUGAGAGGGCGUCUUCAGCUGGAGGCAUUUGGAAUGAGACGCAAAAGUCUUCUAACUAGAAAGGUAAUCUGCAAAUCAGAUGCUCCUACAGGAGAUGUUCUACUUGAUGAAGCUCUGAAGCACAUUAAGGAGACACAGCCACCAGAAACAGUGCAGAACUGGAUAGAAUUGCUUAGUGGUGAGACGUGGAAUCCGUUAAAAUUGCACUACCAGUUAAGAAAUGUACGUGAACGAUUAGCCAAAAAUCUAGUGGAAAAGGGGGUUUUGACAACAGAGAAACAGAACUUUCUCCUCUUUGACAUGACCACGCACCCUCUCACCAAUAACAACAUUAAGCAGCGCCUCAUCAAGAAAGUUCAAGAAGCUGUUCUUGACAGAUGGGUGAAUGAUCCCCACCGCAUGGACAAGCGCUUGCUGGCUCUCAUUUAUUUAGCCCAUGCAUCCGAUGUUCUUGAGAACGCUUUUGCCCCCCUUUUGGAUGAGCAGUAUGACCUAGCUACAAAGAGAGUGCGGCAGCUCCUGGAUUUAGAUCCUGAAGUUGAAUGUAUGAAGGCCAAUACAAACGAGGUCCUGUGGGCUGUAGUAGCAGCCUUUACAAAAUAACUUCAAACAAAUUGCUCAAGUGUUCUUUUACCCAUUUCAUGUAAAUCAGUUUCUCUUCUAUUGACGAUCCAUGUUUCUGUCAUCUGUACCUCUUCUUCUCAUAUGAUGAAAAUCUGCUCUUGUUCAUGGGAAUGGUAGGUGGUCUGUUCUGUUCUGUUUCAUGUGUGUAUGUGUGUGUCUGCUGCAGGAUUCAGCUGCUACAAAAGAGCUUCCUGUUCUUAAACAUGCUGAACUGUUCCAUUGGCAUGCUGUUUCUUAUCACGUUUUUAAGUUACUUUAUCUGAAUUUGUAUUGUACUCCCUUUUCUUCCACUGGAAUAGUUUUCAUGCAGAAAGCGUCUCACAGGAGAGAACCAACACCUGGUUUCUAGUUGAUUCAGCUGCGUGAUGAUCUGCCUCAGCAGUGUGUGGCAGGGCAUCAUGGGCCCAAAUCAUGAAGACAUCUUGAAGUUGUCAAUGUUAGUUAUACAGAAGACUCAUAGAACAAUUUAACAGUUUAAAUCACCAAGCCUCAGGAGCUGAACCCUACUGAAAUGGAGUAGAGAUGAGCACAAUAGUAGUAAUCUAGUAAGAUAUGCUCUUCCUUUCUAGAUACUGGUUUGGAAGUACUCAAACAGUUUAAAAAAUAGGAGUAUCCCCAGAUUGGUUCAAAAAAUAGUUUGGCCAUUUCAUGCGUUUCAUGUACUGUAUAAAUCUGUUUUGUCUCUUUGUUUUCAUUUUUUAAAAUAGCUCUGAAUCCUAUGGUCCAGUCGUUUCACAAAGUUGUUUCAGAAUGGGAUACAUUCCAGAGUAGUCGUACAUAGUAAGAAUUGUGUAAUUAGCAUACAAACACAUCUUAUUAAUUUUAGUAAAUUUCCAAAUUUGAACUAAUUGUACACCUGGGGAUCCAUUAUUUGUUUUCAACCACUGUCUCUUAGUGGUAAGACAGCCCCCUAUAAAGUAAGUGUGUGUGUAUGUGUGUGUGUGACACCCCUCUAUCUAGUGUCUCUGGAGUUGUGCCAUUCAGGCACAAUCUGCCUAUGCAUUGCCUUUAUAAAAAUUUGUUCUAUGAUGAGACCAUUUUGUCAUUGUUCCUUUUUCCUUUGGAUGAGUACAAUUCUUAUACCAGUACAAUUCUUGGGUGCAGUUUUCAAUUUUUGUAUACAAGUUAUUAUUGUGUCUCAUAUCGUUAAUCUACUUAACACUUCAGAAAAGAACAACAGUUGACCAUCUUAACAAGUGUUGCAUGUAAAUUUUUACCAGGUGAUUACUACAGUUCAGCCAAUUAAGACUUCUGUAGUAGGAAGCUCUACUGUGUUUUAAUUUUUAUAUACAAUUAUGCUGAUUAGCACAUUAUUGUAAAAUAUAUAAACCAGCUUUUUAAAGAUUAUUACCUCUUUUACCAUUGCUUGUUCUGGCUCCAUUCACAAUGUAAAUAUUAUGUAUCGUACAAAUUAAAGACUUUUUUCUCUUUUUGUUUUCAAAUAACAGAACACACUAAUAAUGGGGCUGGUGUCUAGAAAUGUUUGGUUAACACUGAAAGCAGAAAAUACUAAAUGACAUAUAUAACUGUAGUUGAAAGUUAAAGGGAUCCCCAAUCUGUAUACUAGCUUUUUACCUACAGUAAAUAAACUAUGAUCUUGAAAGUGCCUGAAAAAGA